Molecule: messenger RNA, 2864 nt
Organism: Cricetulus griseus (Chinese hamster)
Lineage: Eukaryota; Metazoa; Chordata; Mammalia; Rodentia; Cricetidae
Source: RefSeq, a predicted model, not a curated record
AUGGCCAAUCAGACAUCACCUGCACUGACCUGCCCCAAAGGCUUGUGGAAGGAGGUGGUGUGCUUCUUGGGUGCCCAGGCAACAAUUGUCUUCAUCAAGGAGCCAUCUUCCCAGGAUGCACUGCAAGGGCGCCGGGCACUGCUCCGUUGUGAAGUUGAGGCCCCGGGCCCAGUACAGGUGUACUGGCUGCUCAAUGGAGUGCCUGUCCAGGACACCGAGCGACGUUUUGCCCAGGGCAGCAGCCUGAGCUUUGCAGCUGUGGAUCGGCUUCAAGAUUCUGGUGCUUUCCAGUGUGUGGCUCGGGAUAAUAUCACUGGAGAGGAAGCCCGAAGUGCCAAUGCCUCCUUCAACAUCAAAUGGAUCGAGGCAGGACCUGUGGCCCUGAAGCAUCCAGCGUCAGAAGCUGAGAUCCAGCCGCAGACCCAGGUCACCCUUCGCUGUCACAUUGAUGGGCACCCUCGGCCUUCCUACCAGUGGUUCCGAGAUGGGGUCCCCCUCUCUGAUGAUCAGAACACCCACACAGUCAGCAGCAAGGAGAGGAACCUGACCCUGCGGCCGGCCAGUCCUGAGCAUAGUGGCCUCUACUCCUGCUGCGCCCACAAUGCCUUUGGCCAGGCCUGUAGCAGCCAGAACUUUACUCUGAGCAUUGCAGACGAAAGCUUUGCCAGGGUGGUGUUGGCGCCUCAGGAUGUUGUUGUAGCGAGGAAUGAGGAGGCCAUGUUCCACUGCCAGUUCUCAGCCCAGCCACCCCCGAGCCUCCAGUGGGUCUUUGAGGAUGAGACGCCCAUCACUAACCGCAGCCGUCCCCCUCACCUCCGCAGAGCUGUGGUGUUUGCCAAUGGCUCUCUGCUGCUGACACAGGUCCGGCCACGAAAUGCAGGAGUCUACCAUUGCAUUGGCCAGGGGCAGAGGGGCCCACCCAUCGUCCUGAAAGCCACGCUGCACCUGGCAGAGAUUGAAGACAUGUUGCCAUUUGAACCACGGGUGUUCACGGCUGGUGGCGAGGAGCGUGUUGCCUGCCCAGCCCCCCAGGGUCUGCCUACACCCAGUGUAUGGUGGGAACAUUCCGGAGUCCGGCUUCCUGCCCAUGGCAGUGUCUACCAGAAGGGUCAUGAGCUCGUGUUUACUGCUAUUGCUGAGAGUGAUGCUGGUGUCUACACCUGCCAUGCAGCCAACCUUGCUGGUCAGCGGCGACAAGAUGUCAACAUCACUGUGGCCACUGUACCCACAUGGCUAAAGAAGCCCCAAGACAGCCAACUGGAGGAGGGUAAACCCGGCUAUUUGCACUGUCUGACACAGGCCACACCUAAGCCCACUGUCAUCUGGUACAGGAACCAAAUGCUUAUCUCAGAGGACUCACGGUUCGAAGUUUCUAAGAAUGGGACCUUACGCAUCAAUAGUGUGGAGGUGUAUGAUGGGACCUUGUACCGCUGUGUGAGCAGCACCCCAGCCGGCAGCAUCGAGGCCCAGGCCCGUGUCCAGGUGCUGGAAAAACUCAAGUUCACACCCCCGCCGCAGCCACAGCAGUGCAUGGAGUUUGAUAAGGAGGCCACGGUGCCCUGCUCAGCCACUGGCCGAGAGAAGCCCACAAUUAAGUGGGUACGGGCAGAUGGGAGCAGCCUCCCUGAAUGGGUGACAGACAACGCUGGGACCCUACACUUUGCCCGAGUGACCCGAGACGAUGCUGGCAACUACACUUGCAUCGCAUCCAAUGAGCCACAGGGCCAGAUCCGUGCCCAUGUCCAACUGACUGUGGCAGUUUUCAUCACCUUCAAGGUGGAACCAGAGCGUACAACCGUGUACCAAGGCCACACAGCGUUGCUGCGGUGUGAGGCCCAGGGUGACCCCAAGCCUCUUAUUCAGUGGAAAGGCAAAGACCGAAUCCUGGACCCCACCAAGCUGGGACCCAGGAUGCACAUCUUCCAGAACGGCUCCCUGGUGAUCCAUGAUGUUGCCCCCGAGGACUCGGGCUCCUACACUUGCAUUGCUGGCAACAGCUGUAACAUCAGACACACCGAGGCCCCGCUCUUUGUCGUGGACAAGCCUGUGAUGGAGGACUCCGAGGGCCCAGGCAGCCCACCCCCAUACAAGAUGAUUCAGACCAUCGGGCUGUCGGUGGGCGCAGCUGUAGCUUAUAUCAUCGCUGUACUCGGCCUCAUGUUCUACUGCAAGAAGCGUUGUAAAGCCAAGAGGUUGCAGAAACAGCCUGAAGGCGAGGAGCCAGAGAUGGAGUGUCUCAAUGGUGGGCCUUUGCAGAACGGACAGCCAGCAGCCGAGGUCCAGGAAGAAGUGGCUUUGACGAACUUGGGUUCUGGCCCAACAGCCACCAACAAGCGCCACAGCAUGGGUGACAAGAUGCAUUUCCCUCGAGCCAGCUUGCAGCCCAUCACCACUCUGGGGAAAAGCGAGUUUGGGGAGGUGUUCCUUGCGAAGGCACAGGGCUUAGAGGAGGGCGUGGCGGAGACACUGGUGCUAGUGAAGAGCCUGCAGAGCAAGGAUGACCAGCAGCAGCUGGACUUCCGGAGAGAGCUGGAGAUGUUCGGGAAGCUGAACCAUGCCAACGUGGUGCGGCUUUUGGGGCUGUGCCGGGAGGCUGAGCCCCACUACAUGGUGCUGGAAUAUGUGGACCUGGGAGAUCUCAAACAGUUCCUAAGGAUUUCCAAGAGUAAGGAUGAAAAAUUGAAGUCACAGCCCCUCAGCACCAAACAGAAGGUGGCCCUGUGUACCCAGGUGGCCCUGGGCAUGGAGCAUUUGUCCAACAACCGUUUUGUGCACAAGGACUUAGCUGCUCGCAACUGCCUGGUCAGUGCCCAGAGGCAGGUGAAGGUGUCAUCCCUGGGCCUCAGCAAGGAUGUUUACAACAG